Molecule: messenger RNA, 3470 nt
Organism: Bombyx mandarina (wild silkworm)
Lineage: Eukaryota; Metazoa; Arthropoda; Insecta; Lepidoptera; Bombycidae
Cellular component (GO): precatalytic spliceosome
Molecular function (GO): RNA binding; metal ion binding
Source: RefSeq, a predicted model, not a curated record
AUGUAAAGAAAAGUUCAGUCAAAUUGUGGAUUACGCGCUGAAGUGAGGGAAUUGUUUGAAGCGCAUAUAUUUCUUUUUUAAAUUAAAUUAACAAAAUCAUCAAGAAUUUAACCGUCUAGUCCAUCUCAGUUAAGGUAAGGGCGUAAGUUAAACUACGGAUGUAAUGGAAAGUGAUAAUUUAUCAUAUUAAACUUCCUUCCAUAUCACAGCCAUGUUGAAGUAGUGUUUAUUUUAAUACGUUCUCGUCAGUUAUAGUUUUAAAGUUUCCAAGUUAAAGUUGUUCACAAGUAAAUGUGACAGACCCGAGUUUCGUUUGUGUUGUGAUCCUAAAAGUUGAAAAGUCUUUGAAAUGAAAAGUGUUUUAAAGUGCCACCAAUUCUGCCAUCGAGGCGUCAUCUUUAAGGGAUGGAUUCUGAAGAUUCUAGAGAUGGAAAUGGAGAUGCUCGAUCAUCUUCAAGUAGUAGCAGUUCGAGCUCCAGGAGCAGGAGGAGCUCAUCAUCAGACAGAAGUAGAAGAUCUAAAAAAGAUUCUAAGUUACCGCCUCACUCUCCUCGAUCUGGUGGUUCAGGUGGUCCACAUUCUCCUUCUCCAGAUAGUCAGUCACAAUCUCCUUUGCAUCCAACAUCCAAUCAACACCGAGGAGCUAGUUCCCCAGGGAACAUGAGCGGUGCUCAUUCUGAUAUUAAUUCUCCUGAAAAUUCAAUGCCUGGAUCACCUUUAGGUCCUAAAUCUCCAAGUACUCCUAAAUCUAGUGAUGUGGGUUCCAAUCCAGGAUCACCUACAUUCACUCAACAGUACAGUCCUGUUCCCAAUAGUAUGAAUGAAGGACCAAAGACUCCACAAAGUCCUAGUGGGUCCACAAAAUCUCCUACUGGUUCCCCAGAUACUAGAUCUCGACCAGCAUCACCAGAUUCACAGUCACAACCUACAACUCCUACAAGUAAACGACAGUCAAGAUCAUCGUCGUCCAGUCCUUCUCCAGAUCGCAAUCCAUCUACCUCAUUAGAUAAAAGAUUACCAGUAAAUAAAAAUGAUUGGAGUCCAAAAGAACAGUGGAGAAGACAUACAAAAGCUGAACAGAAAAUGGUACCAGCUCCACGCAGUCGUAGCAGAUCUGAGUCAAGUCAAUCUAGCAUUUCUUCAUACAAUAAAAGAAAUUCUAAAGAGCCAGGAACAGAAGAAAUAUCAGAAGGUGAAAUGGAAUCAGAGGAAGAAGACAAGAAAUCUACAGGACAAUCACCAAGGAGUGAGAAACAGGAUAAUAAAAACUUAAAUAUCAGUCAUGAGGAUUUGUCUGAUGUAUCAGAUUUGGAUUCCAUGGGAGAAGACACAGAAAAGCAAGCCAAGCCGAAGUCACCAGCUUCAGAAACCAAAGAAGUCAACAUCAAUGGUUCACAGUCCUCUCCAAAAUCGGAUGGUUCUAAAACAGAAUUGCCCAAACAUGACAAAGUUCCUCGUGAAAAAACCAGCAACACUGAAGAUGCAGAGGAACAGCUGGAUUUUGAGGCUGAAGAAGGGGAAUGUAUUGAACCCAAGACAGCUGAAUGUGAAAACGGAGAAAUUGAAGAGAAAGGCGAAGAAAAAGAGGAAGCUAAACCAGGUAAACGGUCGAGAGGCUCUUCGUUGGAGGAAGGCGAGGUCUCCGAUGAGGCAGAGCGACGACCAGAAGAAAGUGAGCCUCGACCAGUUUGCAGGUUUUUUGCACGCGGAGCUUGUACAUGGGGCGUCAGCUGCAGGUUUCUGCAUCCUGGAGUUACUGAUAAAGGCAACUAUAAUAUGUUUGAUGUCAUACGGGGAGUACCCACCGCCCCCGCGCGUGAUCCCCAACCUCCUGAGUCGGCUUGGGAACGCGGUCUUCGCACUGCCAAAGAGAUGCUACGCAUAGCGAACAAGCGCAAGGAGCAGGAUAUGGACUUUGAGGAGAAGAAGCUACACCUGUCGGUGGGCGGGGCCGUGCACGAUCCCGACGCCGAGCUCGCGUACGCCGCCGCCGCCGUCGGAGCCUCGCCGCCGAGGCACGCCGACAUGCCGCCCUACUACCGGGAACAUGAACUAAGAGCAUACGGGCCGAUGUAUCGCGGCAGAUUCCCGCGGCCCCCCGGUCCGGAUGAACGCGAGCGGUACUACGAGCGUGAGCGUGCGUACGAGCAACACGAGCGACCCUACGAACGCAUGCCUCCGCACUUCGAAGAGGGCAUACCGGAGGACGCCCCUUAUCACAAGCAGAGGCGGGUUCGCUCAUCCCGAGAGGUGAUAGUGCAGCGCGCGGAAGUGGAACGCAGAGAGGGACGCGGCCGGGAAGUGCGGGGCGAAGCGCGAGGGGAGGGGCGAGGUGAAGGGCGGGGGGAGGGCCGCGGGGACGAGUGGGCUGAUCCCUGGAUGCGCGCCGAGCCUGCAGCCAGGAGACGUCGUCCACCCUCCUCCGACGACUCAUACUCCUCAACCAGCUCUUCCAAUUCCAGCUCGAGAAGCUCGAGGUCCCCAGGCGCGCGUCGCAAAAGGAGAGCUUCAUCCUCAUCGAGACAAAGAUUAUCGCCAUCAGUGAUAGUCCGCGAGCGCAGGUUGGCGACAGCGCGCGCCACCGCCAUGAACCCGCCGGCGCCGCGGCGUCGCGCUCUGUCGCCCGCCACCGCGCGACAAGGCGCCGUCAACCCGCCGCCGCCCGCCUCCUUCAGACACAAGGAAGAAAUGGACCCUUACGGACGUAAUAAAUUACCAAAUCGUAACAAAGACAGAAAGAAAUAUUCGAGAUCGUCUUCUUCCGGAUCAGACUCUUCGUCGUCAUCAAGUGAAUCUGAAACAGAUUCUCGCUCGUCGUCCACAUCGGGCAGUUCGGGAGCACGCCGGGCCCGACACGCCAGGCUACUCAAUGCGGCCGCGAGACCGAGGUUAAAUGCGAAAUCAAAUGCUGGUUUCGCGGCGGCCGUGUCUACAGUGACCAGUAAAAAGGAAUCUUCAAUAGAAAAAGAAAUACCUAGUCGAAAACGUUCGACGUCAUCGCCUGUAAACGUACCGCCAGCUAAGAAACCCGUCUCACGGAGAGAGGAACUGCUGAAACAACUGAAGGCUGUCGAAGAUGCUAUAGCUAGAAAGCGCUCGAAGAUUUAAUAUUUGCUAAACGAAUAUAGAGUUUAUGGUAUUAAGCUCGCUCGCUGUCUGCCUGCUUUAAUAUACAAGUUGAAAAACUUCAAGCCGACGUGAUAUAGGCUCAGAAGAAUUGAGAUUGUACAAAUGUAAGCAUUUAACUUAAAAAAUAAUUUGUUACAAUCAAACACAUAGAUCACUUUAAAAUUGAAACAUCCCAAAUUAUCACCAGAAUAUUUUAUAAAUUACUAUUUAGUGGAAUAUUAAGUAAGUAAUUGUGUCUUCAGUUCAUCUCCAUGUAAGUAUUACAGUCACAGUAAUAGUGUGAUAUUAGACAGAAGUAGAAGAAAAUUGAGCAAAGAAAUAAAGGCAUUACAUAUUUUUAA